Molecule: messenger RNA, 977 nt
Organism: Populus euphratica (Euphrates poplar)
Lineage: Eukaryota; Viridiplantae; Streptophyta; Magnoliopsida; Malpighiales; Salicaceae
Exons: 5
Coding region: 156-749 (197 amino acids)
Source: RefSeq, a predicted model, not a curated record
GACAAAAGCUAUUUUGACUUGAAAAAAAAAAAAUUGAUGAAAUCAAAUUCCAUUUUGUAUUUAUAAACUAGAAAAACACUCCUAGCCAAUGAGAACAGAUGCCAAGAAGAAGGCCUAGGAACUCAUCCAGUCUACCUCUCGCUUAAUUUGAGAAAAUGAGCAUGGCAGAUAAAUGGAACCAAACUGCUCUAUUAGUCAUUGACAUGCAGAAUGAUUUUAUACUGGAGGAUGGAUUGAUGAAAGUGAAUGGAGGCAGAGCCAUUGUCCCAAAUGUGAUCAAAGCUGUUGAUAUUGCUAGGCAGCGUGGCAUCCUUGUUGUCUGGGUUGUCCGUGAACAUGAUCCACAAGGGAGAGAUGCCGAACUCUUUCGCCGACAUUUGUACUCUCCAGGAAAUGUGGGUCCCACCUCGAAGGGAAGUGUGGGAGCAGAACUGGUUGAUGGUCUUGUAAUCAAAGAAGGGGAUUAUAAGUUGGUGAAGACACGUUUCAGUGCAUUCUUUGCUACUCAUCUUCAUUCAUUUCUGGGUACUGAGGGAAUUAAGAGUUUAGUAAUUUCGGGGGUUCAAACUCCAAAUUGCAUAAGGCAGACUGUCUUUGAUGCGGUAGCUCUGGAUUAUCAACCUGUUACUGUUAUUGUAGAUGCCACUGCUGCUGCUACACCUGGCAUACAUGAUGCCAAUGUUUCUGACAUGAAAAAUAUAGGAGUUGCGACCCCAACAUUGCAGGAAUGGUGUGGUUCUGGUGCUUGACUCACCUCAUGGCCAUACGAGGUGCUGCUAUCUCUGAUUGUUCUUGUAUUGUAGCGUUCAGAAAUAAUAAUAAUAAUAAUAAUUGUGCUUGAAAGGAGCUAUUUGCGUGGUGUGGUGAGCUGUCAUGCGUUGCUAGUUUGUCGAGCAGCCAAAUAUAUGUCUAAAUUCUAGUGAGAUAGAGAAAAAAAAGUAAUGGAAUAUUCACAAUUCAAUUCUCUUUUCUGCUUA